UCGUCUCUCUCCCAGAAGCCAGAACCAUUAUAUCACAGAAGAAGCCGCUAGAUUCUGAACAUGAUCCGCACGUCGCUCGCUCUGUUCGCCGCCCUUCGCCGGCGGCUGGUGCCAAAGCUACCAAUGCUCAUCUACGCCGCCAGGUGGACCGCCCUACUGACCGUGUUGGUAGCCGUGGCGUCUUUCUCGCCGGAGUUCGCCUUUGUGUCGACCAUAACGGCCGUGCAAUCCCCAGGCGGUGAGUGCAGAAGGGAAGGAAUGGUUAGGGUUCCGUUGGACGUUCCCGGAGAGGUGUUCUGCUUGCCGGCUCAGAUGUUUGCCAAGUCAAACAUUGACUUCGUGGUCCCGCCGGUCUUCGCCGCCGUCGUGGUGGCUGGGGCGGCUUGGGUGGUUCGGUCCAUUGCCUUGUGGGAAGACGACGAGCCAGUGUAGUCUCAUCCUUUUGAAGAUGCGUCCGGCUUAAGAUUUGGCCGUCGCGUGGGGUUGACCGUUCAUCGUCGCGUCGAACGAAGACGACUAUAUGAAACGUCGAGCUGACGUGAUUUUUCGAGUUGCACAAUUACAUUUUACUAUUUUAGUAAUUUUUACUGUCUUGAUUAUUGUGUGUUGCGAACGAGUUACAACGUUGACUUAAUACUAACACCAUGCUAAUUAUUAUAAUCAUCGUUCAUUAAUUUUACAAAUAUCGAAGCACCGAGCAAGUGCUAGGGCAUAGUUGGACCUAGGGAUGACAAUAUUAUCCAUACGUAUUUUACUAUCCAACCCAAUUGGGCUGGGCAUGGAAUCCAAAUAUAUGUUAGAUGGAUAGAGUUUGAUGGGUUUGUACCCAUAUCCAUUUAGUUGGGUUGAGUUGGAUUUUUAAUAUAUGGAUUUGUACCCAUACCCAAAUGCAAAUUACAGUUUGGUACCUAAACCUAAUAGUUAUGCACAUUUAGUACCUAAUUUUUUUUUUGCAUAUAAGUCCUGAAAAUAUCGAUGAAAAUUUACAUUUUAGUACAUAAAAUUUUUUGGUCUCACAUUUUGGUGCCUAAACUUUUCAAGUUUUACAAAUAGGUCCAAUUUUUGUAUGUGUAGUUAAAAUACCCUCAAGUAAAUGGAUAUCCAUAUCCAACCCAUACCCAUUUAGAUAAUAUCCAUAUCUAACCCAAACCCAUAUACAAACCCCAAACCUAUACACAUAUCACCCAAACCCUACCCCAUAAUAAAUGGGUCUACUUGGGUUUGGGCAAAAUUAUCCAUGGGUGGGUAAAUUGCCAUCCCUAGUUGGACCCCUAAUAAGAAACAUUAGGCGUAACUGGGGAAAAUUGUUGGGGAUGUGAUAAAGGCCAAAAGAAGAAAACCCAAAGAAAUGGGCAAGAGCCAAAGUGAUAGCCCAGGCAAGGUUAAAGUCCGAUCCAAUGGGGUACUUGACAGCCUGGACGUGUAGGGUCAAGGCCCUGACAAGGGACGCAUGAAGACAAAAGACACACAACGGGUAGAAGCAUAAGGUAAGCUGAACAAGUGAGGCCAUGCGCCUAAAAUCUCUGAGGAUAGUGUCAGAUGGUCUUGGCGCAUGGUAAAGGGAAUGUACGGUGCAUUUAUUGCGUUGUUGAUGUAUGACUGAUUUAGGGGGCAUUGGUCGGUGAGACAGCUCCUAGAUAAAUCGGGAAAUAGAUAACCCUCAUUUAGUCGAUGUGCAACUCUAUCACUAAAACUUAUCGUUACUUUUCUCUCUAAGUUUGGGCACUAACUUGACCAUUGGAGACCUAACAGACUAGUUAGGUUUGAUGUCCGCUUUGAGAUUAGGCGCCUCAUGAGCCGGGAGAGGCACGAGGAGGUGCACGAAGGAGUGAAGGAGGAUAUUGGCAUAAACAAAUGUCUAUAAAAUUAUCUUGAAGGU
Molecule: messenger RNA, 1879 nt
Organism: Linum trigynum
Lineage: Eukaryota; Viridiplantae; Streptophyta; Magnoliopsida; Malpighiales; Linaceae
Source: the annotation of a GenBank genome assembly